CUUUGGAUUGAACGUGGAAAUCCGGUGUUUCUUCCUUCCUGAGAUUCUAAGUCUCCCUUUUCUUCUCUCUGAACCAAAGAAGGAGACCCAGUCUCAGCAUUGAUCCUUGCUUUCUCCCAACUCUCCCCUUUCGGAUGUAAACUAGCCGAAGCUAUAACAGCUCUUGUUUCAGUUGCAGAUCGCAGUUAUUCCUUCAAAGCUUCUCCUUCUUCAAGUCUAGGAAUUUUUGGUUGUCUGGAGUAUUUGAUUUGAUUUGAUUUGAUUUAAUGGGUCUAUUGUCAAAUCAUAGAGGCUCAAGAACGGAGACAAACCAGGAAACUUUACCAGUUUCUGCAGCUGGUUUAUCGGUGCCGCCCAAGAAGAGAUGGUCCAAUCUAAUGCCUCUGGUUGUGGCCCUUGUGGUCAUUGCUGAGAUCGCCUUCUUGGGUAAGUUGGAUAUGGCGAAGAACACUGCUAUGCUCGAUACUUGGGCCGACUUAAUUUACUGGUCUCGUGAAGUCGUCGCAAAAGAUGAUUUGGGGAUAGCUCGUGAAGUCGUCGCAAACGAUGGUUUGGGGAUAGAUAUGCUUGGUGGGGUUCGGACUUCAGAAUCUGAGAGCUGUGAGGAGUGGUUAGAGAGGGAGGAUGCUGUGGCGUAUUCAAGGAACUUUACAAAGGACCCUGUUUUGGUCAGUGGAGGUGAACAGGAGUGGAAGUCAUGUGCCGUUGGAUGCCAGUUUGGGUAUAAUUCAGGUAACAAACCUGAUGCAGCGUUUGGUUCAUCUCAACAAGCAGGGACAGCUAGUGUUUUGCGAUCUAUGGAAUCUUCGCAAUACUAUGCAGAGAACAAUAUUGCAAUGGCAAGACGGAGGGGAUAUAACAUUGUAAUGACAACCAGUCUAUCAUCUGAUGUUCCUGUUGGAUACUUCUCUUGGGCUGAGUAUGACAUUAUGGGACCUGUGCAACCCAAAACUGAAAGUGCUCUUGCAGCUGCUUUUAUUUCGAAUUGUGGUGCUCGAAAUUUCCGGUUGCAAGCUCUUGAAGCUCUUGAAAAAGCAAACAUCAAGAUUGAUUCUUAUGGUGGUUGCCAUAGAAACCGUGAUGGAAGAGUGGACAAAGUGGAAACUCUGAAGCGCUACAAAUUUAGCUUGGCAUUUGAGAAUUCAAAUGAGGAGGAUUAUGUAACUGAAAAAUUUUUCCAAUCUCUUGUUGCUGGCUCUGUUCCUGUUGUUGUUGGUGCUCCAAAUAUUCAGGAUUUUGCUCCAGCCCCUGGUUCGCUUUUACAUAUUAGAGAGCUUGAAGAUGCUGAAUCAGUUGCCAAGGCCAUGAAACACCUGGCAGAGAACCCUGAGGCAUAUAACCAUUCAUUGAGGUGGAAGUAUGAGGGCCCAUCUGAGUCUUUCAAGGCUCUUGUGGAUAUGGCAGCAGUACAUUCAUCUUGCCGCCUUUGCAUUCACUUGGCGACAGUGAUUAGAGAGAAGGAAGAAAAGAGCCCAGGCUUCAAGAAGCGCCCCUGCAAGUGCACUCGAGGUUCAGAAACAGUAUAUCACACAUAUGUGAGAGAAAGGGGAAGGUUUGAGAUGGAGUCCGUUUUCUUGAGGUCAAACAAUUUGACUCUAGAAGCUUUGAAGUCUGCUGUGUUACAGAAGUUCACAUCCCAGAAUCAUGUACCCAUAUGGAAGACAGAAAGGCCAGAAAGCAUAAGAGGGGGCAAUGAGUUAAAAAUUUACAGAAUAUAUCCUGUAGGGUUGACGCAGAGGCAGGCUCUCUAUACCUUCAGUUUCAAAGGGAAUGCUGAUUUUAGAAAUCACUUGGAAAGCAAUCCUUGUUCCAAGUUUGAAGUCAUAUUUGUGUAGCAUAUUCUCAUUUUCUCUCUUCCUUUUCUAUGAAUACCCUAGCGCCACCUUCACCUUCACCUUGAACUUCAGCUUCUCGUCGCAGGCUUUGAUAUCUUAGAAUCACUGAUGAAGGGGCUUAGUUAUAGCGCACAGAAGAAAAUGGAAGGAAAAAAGAUUUGUUUGAUUUGAAUCAGACAUAUUUUUCUUCUCUCACUUCUCCCACUUAUCUCUAUGCUAAAGUAGAUUUAGGAAUGAAUCAAGAGGUAUGGCUUUAAUCUCUUAGGUAGGUAGGUGAUAAGAGGGAUUCUUACACUUGGAGAGCACCAGGCUACGUUUUUUAAACUCAAGUCGUGCAUGAUGAGAAGCUAUAUAGGGAAGACUCUGUUUGAUUUUUCUGAAUUAUAACUAUAAUCUGGAUAUGACAGACAGGUCCUGUAUAUUGUAUUUGAGAGUCGCUUGUUUCAUACACCUUUUAAUAUUAUUAUGUAUGUUUUUCCCCGAAACAUUAAUAAAGUGAUUCUAUUUUGUUUCA
Prosopis cineraria is the source of this 2349-nucleotide messenger RNA. RefSeq names its product glycoprotein 3-alpha-L-fucosyltransferase A-like. The coding region runs from base 267 to 1835 and encodes 522 amino acids. The record is from RefSeq and is a predicted model, not a curated record. Gene Ontology annotation, cellular component: membrane. The transcript is spliced from 7 exons. NCBI's taxonomy places the organism in Eukaryota, Viridiplantae, Streptophyta, Magnoliopsida, Fabales, Fabaceae. Gene Ontology annotation, molecular function: fucosyltransferase activity.